GGUGACAUUUCCUGCCUCCAGGGGCCGAGGCGAGAAGAGAGAUGAGUUGCUGAGUGUGCACACCUUUCAGGAGCACACAGACACACCCUGCUCUGGGAUCCCUUCAUUGGCUGGCCCCAUGGAGUUCCCCCUGACCCAGGUAUGCCCCCAAGGGAGUCACAAAGCCCCCGCCCAGACCUUCAGCACCUUUCAGCCCAUGGACUUGACCCGUAGGAGCUGCCAGGGCCUGGGCUUGCUCUCGGGGCCCAGACUGCAGACCCUGAGGGCUGAGGAGGCCCAGCCCAGCGGCACAGCCCCAGCAGGCCACUCUGCGGUAUUGCCCCAGGCACCUGGGGCUGCUUGUCCCCCAGACGAUGCUGAGGAGGUGCCUGCGGAGGAAGGAAGCCUGUCCCUACAGGCCGAGAUCCGGGCUUGGUUCCAGAAGACCCAGGCCCACUCGCUCCUGCAGCACGGGGCAGCCCCUGCCUGGUUCCAUGGCUUCAUCACCCGGAGGGAAGCCGAGAGGCUGCUGGAGCCCAAGCCUCAGGGAUGCUACUUGGUGCGGUUCAGCGAGAGCGCGGUGACCUUCGUGCUGACGUACAGGAGCCGGACUUGCUGCCGCCACUUCCUGCUGGCCCAGCUCAGGGACGGGAGCCACGUGGUGCUGGGCGAGGACAGCGCCCACGCGCGGCUGCAGGACCUGCUGCUGCACUACACGGCACACCCGCUCAUCCCCUAUGGGGAGACGCUCACCGAGCCCCUCGCCCGCCAGCAGAUUCCAGAGCCUACAGGACUUUCCCUGAGGACUGAAGAACCAGAUUCUGGAAGCAAAACCCAGGACCCAAACCCUCAGUACAGCGCAAUCAUCAAACAAGGGCAGGCCCCAGCCCCAACGCAAAAAGAAGGGGCCUGGGAGCCAAAGGAGCCCUCCCAGCUGCCCAGGCCCAAGCCUCCAAUCCCCGCCAAACCUCAGCUGUCCCCCGAAGUCUACACGAGUCCCCAUCCGCGACCCCGCCGGGCCCCACGCCCCAAGCCCACCAACCCUAUCUACCAUGAGCCUGAUGAACCCAUAGCCUUCUACGCCAUGGGCCGGGGCAGCCCUGGGGAACCCCCCAGCAACAUCUAUGCCGAGGUAGAAGGCGAAGACCCACCAUCCGUGCCAGUGCACCCUGUCCUAUAGAAGUGCCAGUCCAGACCUGUCCCAGGAGGCCAGAAUCCAGGUGGGCCACAGCUGCAUUCUGAGACCUCUGUGGCUGGACAAGGCCCUCCCCUGCCCCACAAGCCCCCAUUUCCCUGGAGACACACCCUUCCCCACAAUCUUUCUAGAUAGAUGCUUCUGGACAAAGGACAGGCGUGGCUCCUCCUUGGGCCUCCUCAGUAGGUGGUGAGUCUGAGCAGGGGGAGAAUAACUUAGAACAUCAGGUCCAAAGACCAUCACACAUACCUGGGCACCCUUCUCAGGAAAUAUGGAUGGAACAAACAAUAGGUGAUCAAAGCUGGAAAGGAUCAGCCAUCAUCUAUUGCAAGGAUGGCAAAGAUGUCGUCUUGGAUGUCAACUCCAAUCCAUUGGUCCUGGCUGCCUAGAUCACUGCAUUGGAAAGGAUGUUAAGGUCAUAUCUGAACUCAGGAGAAAAGAACACUGUGAUUGAUUAGUGAUGUCUGCCUUGGGUGAGGGAGGGAGGAUGAGCAGCAUUUCAUUUGCCCUUACAGAUCAAGUCCAAGUCCCUCACUGUGCAGAUAAGGAAACAAAGCCAGAGAGGUAUAGUGACUUGACCAAGGUCAAGGACUAGAACCUAGGCUUCUUGAUUCCCAUUUAGUGCUCUGUCCCUUACCCCACAUCCACAAACUCUCCUCCACUGGAAAUAUCAAAGAUUUGCCCAGACAGGAAAUCUGGCUGCUUUCCAGAGUGCUGCCACGCAGGGGCCUAAGUGCUGGAUCCCAGCUUAACCCUGUCCCCCUGACAGGCCUGGCCCCACUCAAAAAAGCCUGGAGGUCAGAGGAGCAAAUGUAGAGUCCGUUUCCUCUUAAGGACAUGCCCACUGGCUCCCUCCUGCGAGUCCCCAAGAACCCAGUGGCUCGGUGCUUGGCGAUCCUCUAAGACGGCAAGCAAGCAUAUUAGGAGGGCCCUGCUGGCUCCCACUGCCCUGGUUUCUCCUCCUGGAGUCUAAUUUCCUCGGCCCUGUGAGCCUUUGAGUCUGGGCCCUGGUCCAAGGCUGCUGUUAUCUGAGGAAUGGUUUGGUGAGAACAGAUGUUAGAACUUGUUUGUUGAUUCUUGUCUGGCUAAUAAAUCAUCACCAACUGCCUGCCC
Molecule: messenger RNA, 2287 nt
Organism: Lemur catta (Ring-tailed lemur)
Lineage: Eukaryota; Metazoa; Chordata; Mammalia; Primates; Lemuridae
Gene: SH2D2A
Product: SH2 domain containing 2A
Exons: 8
Coding region: 119-1159 (346 amino acids)
Cellular component (GO): cytoplasm
Source: RefSeq, a predicted model, not a curated record